Molecule: messenger RNA, 7329 nt
Organism: Scomber japonicus (chub mackerel)
Lineage: Eukaryota; Metazoa; Chordata; Actinopteri; Scombriformes; Scombridae
Product: E3 SUMO-protein ligase RanBP2-like
Exons: 22
Coding region: 201-6926 (2241 amino acids)
Biological process (GO): protein import into nucleus; RNA export from nucleus; protein peptidyl-prolyl isomerization
Cellular component (GO): nuclear pore
Molecular function (GO): protein binding; peptidyl-prolyl cis-trans isomerase activity; structural constituent of nuclear pore
Source: RefSeq, a predicted model, not a curated record
UUCAUGAAUCGUGGGUUUUUCUUUAAGGCUAAGAGGACAUCAUUUAAUGUCAGUCUGAUAUGAAAAAAUGGAUGAAUGAAUAACUUUAAAUUGCACUUUCGCUGAAGAUAAGACAAUUAAGAAGGAAAGGAGUAGCCUAUAUUGACAUAUCGAUGACGCUGUGUUUCACCCUUUAAAGCUCUACCCACAGGAGGAGCAAUAUGUCCCUCUUUUCACCACCUUUGGCCAUGGAGAGCAAGUGGUCUUCAGAGGAACAGGUGUUAGAGUAUCUCAAAGUCCACGAGAGGGAUCCCAAAGCACACAAAUUCCUCGGACAGCUCUGCGAGAGUAAGGGAGACGUCAACAAGGCCGUAAGAUGUUUCAUGCGAUCGGUGGACUUGAACCCGGCACAGAGCGACCUGGUGCUGAAGGUGGCUGAGUUACUGGUCAGUAAAGAGGAACAUGACAGCAGAGCAGAGGUGUGGGUGGAGAAAGCUGCCAAGCUGCUGCCUAGAAACGCUGCAGUCUUUGACCUGAAGGAGCGUCUGUUGAUUCGUGAUCAUCAACAGUGUUGGAAAAGGCAUUUUGACCUCCUCCAGGACGAGCUAGUGGUGCGGCCAGCUGAUGUAGACGUGAACAUGAAGCUGGUUCAGCUGCUCUGUCGGGACGGUCGGCUGGAUGAGGCCGUUGAGCAUUGCCUGGCUGCUGAGAAACAAGGAUUACUUCGCCCCAGUCUGGACUGGUACACUGUGGUGGUGCGCACCCUGCAGAUGUAUCUGUCUCAGUCUAGUGUCAUCAGCAAUGAGAAGGUGUGUCGGCGUCUCCAGAGAAAGCUGCUCCUGGCUCACUGCAGCCUGCUGAGACUCACACUGUCUGGGAGCGGCGUGCAGCCCAGUGUUGAUGCCCUCAGAGGUUUUGACCAAACCAUGCACAUGCUGAGCAACGCUGCAGGCCGCGGUGCAGACUCUCUCUGUGAGGUGUUCGUGGAGAUGCGAGGUCACCUGUAUUUGCAUGCCGCUGCUUUACUGUUAAAACUGGCUCAGGAUCAGCAACAGACCUGGGGGGCCGUCACUGAUCUGGGUGCACUGUGCUACCUGCUGGCGUACCAGGUCCCCAGACCAAAGAAGAAAGUGACCCAAACAGACCAGUCAGAGCCAAAGCUGCUGGAGCUGCUGGCGAGCGAGCGACUGAGUCAGGCCGGCCACAUGCUGCUCAAUCUGAGCCCCGACAGAUCCACCAUGAUCAAAGAGGUGGUUCAGACUUUUGGGAACCGUAGCGGUCUGAAAUCUCUAUUUGGGCUCCUGUUUGGACCGCAGGCCUCGACCGGAUCUUCCUUUAUUGCCAACGAUGACAUCAGCUCCAUUAAGGCUCUGAGUCCGCAGAUCUCUCAGCUGGCCGAGUGGGACGCUGGCUCCAUCCUGCUGCACGGUGAUGACUUGCAGCACCUGAGCUGGUUGGGGCUGCAGUGGACCCUCGUGGGCCAGAGACCAGCGCUGCAGGACUGGCUGCUGCAGCUCUUCCCAACACUGAAACUGGAAACCACCAAACUGGACACGAACGCACCAGAGUCCAUCUGCCUGCUGGACUUGGAGGUGUUUGUGUAUGGUGUGGUGUUCUGUGGCCGCUGUCAGCUCCAGGAGACGGUGAAGCUCAACGGUGGAAUAAACCAGCAACGCCAUGAGCCUCGCUGCCUCCCUCCUUCUCUCCUUCGCCUUUUGACCACCAACACACAGAGGGAGUGGUGGGACGCCGUCUACAGCCUCAGUCACAAACGAGCUGCUCCUGACAUGACAGAAAAAUUGCAAAUGAUUGUGCAACAUGGACUGAACACUCUGAGAGCCGGAGAGAAACACGGGCUCCAACCAGCGCUAGCCAUCCACUGGGCUCAGUGUCUCAGCCAAAUGAGUGAAGCAGUGAACUCGUUCUCUGACAAGAAAGACUGCAUCAGCCGCAGUGUCCACUACUGGAAAGUUGUCCUUCCACUGUUGGACAGCAUCAAAAACAGAUGCAGCAUACCCGAACUCCUCGACCCGCUCUUCAAACACUUUCCCUCCAAAGAUAUUCAGAUCUCAUCUGUGAAGGGAUAUGAAGAGGAAGCCAAAAUUGCAUCUGCAACUCUCCUUGACAUUGAAGGCAAGACAGAGGAGGCCAUCGCUACCUUGGAAACCGUUAAUAACAUAACGUCCGCCUGGCAUCUGGCUCAGAUCUACCAGCAGCGGUCAAAGGAGACCAGCAGGAAGCUCAGGACCUAUCUGUCCAAGGUCAACAAUGCCAAUCCAGAUGAGAUUAAGAAGUUACCUGUGUCUAAGGAGAAAGUUGUGGACCUCCUGAAUGAUGUGAACAAGCAGCUGGGGGAGAGCGGGGAGGACAUCAAAUUUUCCAGUCUCUCCUUUAAGAAAAGCAUCGCCUCUCCUUUCAAAACACAUGUGGGUCCAAUGCAUAGUAUCAACCAUAUGCCACCUCAGCAACCGGUCUUUAGUACCCCUCUUCAAUUUAAAUCACCAGCCACUAGCCAGAGUGUAACCCAACAAACCACCAACCUUCCCUUACCUGGCCACUCCACAAAACCCUCUGUAGUCCCUGGUCAGUCACUAAAGACCAUUGUGGGGAGGCCUAUUAAUUUUUUCAAAGUGCCUAGUGUUGGAGCAGUUGCACAGCCAAUACCUCCAGCUGCAUUUAAUUUCACUUUUUCUACUUCUCAGGCCAAGCAUAGUGAAAGUUUGCUUGGACUUCUUACCUCAGACAUUCCAACCAAAGACGAUACUGCUCCAAAGAAGCCCACAGCUCAAGAGCAACCCCCCAGCCAAACAGGCAUCUUUUCAUUUCUAACACUUAAAGAAGGGGAAUGGAAAUGUGAUGUGUGCCUUGUAAGAAAUAAAUCCAAGGAUAGGCAGUGUGUUGUUUGUCUAAGUGCCAAUCCCAAUGCUUCAUCAAAGCCAGACAUUCAGGCUGUAAGUGAAACCAAAGCCAGUCCCUUUACUUUCAACUUUGGGACUGUCUCCUCAAAACCCAGUAGUUCUGCAUUACCCUCUGGAUUCACAUUUGACACAAGCACCUCAAAACCUACUAACACAGUAACCAGUGCAUUUGGUUCUGGCUUUGGGGUUCAAUUUGGCAAGAAGCCUGAGCUGUGGGACUGUGGCACAUGUUCUGUAACAAAUGAUGCCUCUUCAGACAGGUGUGUUUCUUGCAAAGCUCUGAAAACUUCACCCAAAACAACUGCCACAGCAGAAGUUGAACCAGCUGCAACAGCACCUGCAGUUAAACCCUCAGAAGUUGUUGACUCUGGGUUUGCUGCUCAGUUUAGCAUAAAGCCAGGACAGUGGGACUGUGACGUAUGCGCAGUAAGAAAUGAAGCCUCAGCUGAUAAAUGUGUUGCCUGUAACACUUCCAACCCUACUGCUAAAUCAAAAGAGGUUGCUCCAGUUGCGUCCUCACUGUCAACAGCGUCUGUUUUGCCAGGAUUUGGGGCUGAUUAUGCAAAGAAGGAUGGGGAGUGGAAGUGCAAUUCCUGCCUGAUUAGAAAUGAUGCAUCAGCUACUGAAUGUGUUUUCUGCCACACCCGUCGCUCCUUCGAAGACAUGUUUGCCAAAAAGGAUGGAGAAUGGGACUGUGACAUGUGUCUGGUGAGAAAUGAUGCCUCUGCCAGUAAGUGUGCGGCAUGCCAAACACCUGUAAGUGAAACCAAAGCCAGUCCCUUUACUUUCAACUUUGGGACUGUCUCCUCAAAACCCAGUAGUUCUGCAUUACCCUCUGGAUUCACAUUUGACACAAGCACCUCAAAACCUACUAACACAGUAACCAGUGCAUUUGGUUCUGGCUUUGGGGUUCAAUUUGGCAAGAAGCCUGAGCUGUGGGACUGUGGCACAUGUUCUGCAACAAAUGAUGCCUCUUCAGACAGGUGUGUUUCUUGCAAAGCUCUGAAAACUUCACCCAAAACAACUGCCACAGCAGAAGUUGAACCAGCUGCAACAGCACCUGCAGUUAAACCCUCAGAAGUUGUUGACUCUGGGUUUGCUGCCCAGUUUAGCAUAAAGCCAGGGCAGUGGGACUGUGACGUAUGUGAAGUAAGAAAUGAAGCCUCAGCUGAUAAAUGUGUUGCCUGUAACACUUCCAACCCUACUGCUAAAUCAAAAGAGGUUGCUCCAGUUGCGUCCUCACUGUCAACAGCGUCUGUUUUGCCAGGAUUUGGGGCUGAUUAUGCAAAGAAGGAUGGGGAGUGGAAGUGCAAUUCCUGCCUGAUUAGAAAUGAUGCAUCAGCUACUGAAUGUGUUUUCUGCCACACCCGUCGCUCCUUCGAAGACAUGUUUGCCAAAAAGGAUGGAGAAUGGGACUGUGACAUGUGUCUGGUGAGAAAUGAUGCCUCUGCCAGUAAGUGUGCGGCAUGCCAAACACCUGUAAGUGAAACCAAAGCCAGUCCCUUUACUUUCAACUUUGGGACUGUCUCCUCAAAACCCAGUAGUUCUGCAUUACCCUCUGGAUUCACAUUUGACACAAGCACCUCAAAACCUACUAACACAGUAACCAGUGCAUUUGGUUCUGGCUUUGGGGUUCAAUUUGGCAAGAAGCCUGAGCUGUGGGACUGUGGCACAUGUUCUGCAACAAAUGAUGCCUCUUCAGACAGGUGUGUUUCUUGCAAAGCUCUGAAAACUUCACCCAAAACAACUGCCACAGCAGAAGUUGAACCAGCUGCAACAGCACCUGCAGUUAAACCCUCAGAAGUUGUUGACUCUGGGUUUGCUGCCCAGUUUAGCAUAAAGCCAGGGCAGUGGGACUGUGACGUAUGUGAAGUAAGAAAUGAAGCCUCAGCUGAUAAAUGUGUUGCCUGUAACACUUCCAACCCUACUGCUAAAUCAAAAGAGGUUGCUCCAGUUGCAUCCUCGCUGUCAACAGCGUAUGUUUUGCCAGGAUUUGGGGCUGAUUAUGCAAAGAAGGAUGGGAAGUGGAAGUGCAAUUCCUGCCUGAUUAGAAAUGAUGCAUCAGCUACUGAAUGUGUUUCCUGCCUCACCCCUCGCUCCUUAGAAGACAUGUUUGCCAAAAAGGAUGGAGAAUGGGACUGUGACAUGUGUCUGGUGAGAAAUGACGCCUCUGCCAGUAAGUGUGCGGCAUGCCAAACACCAAAGCCCAAUGCCAAAAGUGUAACCAGUGCUGUUGCUUUAGCUUCAACCUUUAACUUUACCUUUGGAACAAAUAAUUCAUCAAUCCAUCCUGCUGGAUCUGGAUUUACAAAGCCUUUUGGAACAGGCAACACGUUUCAGUUAGGUCAAAACAAAGAUAACAGCUCCAAAUGCUUUAGUUUAGUUAAGUCUGCUCUGUCAGCAGUGCCGGUUGUUGACUCAGAUAGAACAGCAUAUCUCAUUCAGAAGGCUGAGGAAAUGAAGUCUGGUUUGAAAGAUCUAAAGUUCUUUUUGACAGGCGAGAAAACAAAGAUAAAAAAUGAGGACACGCAGGGAGACAUUACAACAACCAGCAUUGUAAUCAAACCUCAAGGUGAAACCACUGGCCCCAUCCUAGAGUGUGUCAAUGACCUUAGAGGAGAUGUUUUAGAUACUGAAGACAUAUCAGUCUAUACCGCUCUCCUCACCAGUAGCCCCCCAAAAAAGAACCAUUUCCAAUUUGGGGAAUCCACUGCUGGAUUCAGCUUCGGCUUCCAACUUGACAUUAGUCCUUCCAAAUCACCUGCUAAGCUUAACCAGAGCAGAGCCUCAAUGGACACUGAUGAUGAGCAGGAUGUAACCCAGAAUGAUGACAGAGAUGGCCUGCACUUUGAACCUGUGGUCCCCUUACCUGAUCUGGUGGAAAUUUCCACAGGGGAGGAAGAUGAACUGAUAGUCUUCUGUCACAAGGCCAAACUGUAUCGCUAUGACAAAGAGCUGGGUCAAUGGAAGGAGAGGGGUAUUGGAGACCUCAAGAUCUUGCAAAAUUAUGACACCAAACGAGUGAGGUUGAUAAUGAGGAGAUACCAGGUGCUCAAGAUCUGUGCCAACCACUGGAUUACAAUGGCUAUGAAGUUGGAACCUAUGAAGGGCGCUGAGAAGGCCUGGGUCUGGAGUGCCUUGGACUUUGCUGAAGUCAGUGAAGGCAAUAUUGAGCAGUUGGCUGUGAGAUUCAAACUGCAGGACACUGCAAACACAUUUAAACAGGUCUUUGAAGAGGCUAAGGUUGCACAAGAAAGGGGGGAACUUAUGACCCCUGUGACAUCCACGAUUACCACACCUCAAGACAGUCCUGGAGUGGUGUUGUGCCAUAAAUUUGUGUUUGGACAUCCUGCCCGGGCUUCAUCUGCAGUACCUGAAUUCAAAACCCCAGAUAAAGAACAAGCAAGUGCAACAUCAGAUGAUGACUCUGAGGUGGAGGUUAUGAAUGUCAGGGAAGCCACUGCUGAACAGUCUGCUUUAGCCAAGAAACUCCUGCUGCCUCUUACUUUCUUCUGCUACCAGAACGAACCAGGCUACACCAGCAAUGAGCAAUCUGAUGAUGAGGACUACGAGUCAGCUGUGAAAGCCUUGAAUGGAAAGCUCUACCCAGAUCCUACGAGAAGAAAAGCAGCGGCGUGUGGUGAUGUCUUCCUGAUGUUUGUGGAUCAGUAUUGGUACAUUAAAUUUGAGAUGCAGCAAAAGCCUACCACCAUUUUCGGGAGAGGUGGUGACAUCACCAAGAGCGAUGGCACAGGAGGUAAGUCUAUCUAUGGCAGCAAGUUUGAGGACGAGAACUUUGAUGUUCGACACACGGGCCCAGGCAUACUGUCCAUGGCCAAUCGAGGACGUGACACCAACAACUCGCAGUUCUUCAUCAGCCUGAAGAAAGCCGAACACCUGGACUUCAAACACGUUGCUUUCGGUUGGGUGCGGGAUGGCAUGGAUGUGGUGCAGCAGAUGGGAGAGCUGGGAACAAAGGGGGGCUCACCCAGUAAAAAGCUUGUCAUCACAGACUGUGGACAGCUCUAAAACAGAUCAAGAUUGACAGUUUAGUUUAAGUGAUAAUGUUAAGGUCUUUGGAUAAUGCUGUGUUCCCUGUGCAGUGCCUGACAUCCUCCUAAAACUGAAUCCAUACUGAUUCAACAUAGGACUACUUCUCAGUCCCUUCAUCAUAGACACAAAUUAUUUUUGCUAUCCGAUUGUGAGGUCUCAACUGGGAAACAUUGGAGAAGGCAUUUGGACUUACUUUUACUCUGUUGCACUUGGAUCUCCAUCAUCUGUCAAUAAAUUCUCACAAUUUUUUAUUUUUUCCCCCCUAUAAUUGUACAUUGACUAUUUUUUGUCAAUGUCCAUUUGUGUUCCCUUUGUGUUGCAUAUGCUCUGGUUCAGGUUUUACAUAGAUGAUCCAUUAUAGUCUGAGAUUAAUGUUAAU